ACAGCCGGUGAUGGUUGGAGACCUGACAGACUACAGCCGGUGAUGGUUGGAGACCUGCAAGACUACAGCAUUACAGCCGGUGAUGGUUGGAGACCUGCAAGACUACAGCAUUACAGCCGGUGAUGGUUGGAGACCUAACAGACUACAGCAUUACAGCCGGUGAUGGUUGGAGACCUAACAGACUACAGCAUUACAGCCAGUGAUGGUUGGAGACCUAACAGACUACAGCCGGUGAUGGUUGGAGACCUAACAGACUACAGCAUUACAGCCGGUGAUGGUUGGAGACCUGACAGACUACAGCAUUACAGCCGGUGAUGGUUGGAGACCUGACAGACUACAGCACUACAGCCGGUGAUGGUUGGAGACCUGACAGACUACAGCCGGUGAUGGUUGGAGACCUGACAGACUACAGCAUUACAGCCGGUGAUGUUUGGAGAAGAGGAGAUAUAUCAAUUGAACAACCAGAAGCCUCGUUGACUUGAACCAGCAACCUAGCCGAUACAAGGACCAGGAGACCAGUCAACUCAUUAGUUUCUGCGCCGUAGAGUUGGGGACCUCUUUGACUGUGGUAACGAUGCCGGCAGAAACGCGUGCCACCGGGGACGGAACCUGCCAGGCUCUGUGCCAAACCCUGGUCUCUCAGAACGGGAUCCAGAGAAACACGGCUGACAUCUCCAAGUCUCUCCUCUACACAUCCCUGAUGGGGCUGCUACUGGUUGUAGACAGAGAGAAAGAAAAGCUCAAGGUUGGGAGUGGAAGAGUCGGCCUUCGUAACAUAGGAAACACGUGUUUUCUGAAUGCGGUGGUUCAGUGUCUAUCUCACACCAGAGGUCUGAGGGACUACUGUCUGGUCAAAGCCUACAGACAGGAGAUGUGCAGUAGAGAGGAACCACACCUCAUGGAGGCGUUCUCCCAGGUGCUGUUGAGUCUCUGGGAUGUGAACGAAGAAAACCAUAACACAGAAGUGAAUCCUGGGAAGUUCUACAGCAUCUUCAAAGAGGCGGUGCCUCACUUCAGCGGAUACAGUCAACAGGAUGCUCAGGAGUUUCUGAGGUUCUUAUUGGACAGGCUUCACUGUGAGAUCAACCGUCGGCCGUACGUCCGGCUCACCAGCCUGGAGCCUGAACCCAAAUGCACCACAGUCAGGAUUGACGAGCAGGCGUCUGCAAUGUGGAAGAGACACCUGGAGAGGGACGACAGUAAGAUCGUUGAUCUGUUUACAGGUCAGCUGCGUAGUUCUCUCCACUGCUCUGUGUGUUCUCACUACUCCACCUGCUUCGACGUCUUCUGCGACCUGUCUCUACCCGUCCCUAAGAGGAGUGCAGCAGGAGGCGGGUCUCUGAGGGAGUGUCUUGAUCUGUUCACACAGGAAGAGAAGCUGGACGAGGAGAACGCUCCCAUGUGCGAGAGGUGUAACAGACGGACAGAGAGCACCAAGAGGCUGACCAUCCAGAGAUUCCCACAGGUCAUCGUCAUGCAUCUGAACCGGUUUGCCAUGUCACGGUAUAUGGUGUGUAGGAGUACAGUGUGUGUCUCCUUCCCUCUGACCAGCCUGGAUUUGGGGCCCUACGGACCGGUCGACUGUGGUCCCGUGCUGUAUGAUCUGUAUGCAGUGUGUAACCAGGGGACAGUCAACAUGGGCCACUACACAGCCUGUUGCCUGGAGGACGACGGAUCGGGAUGGUGCUGUUACAACGACUCCUGUGUGACUCCUAUAUCAGAGAACCAACUGCAGUCUGCUCAGGCCUACGUCCUCUUCUACCAACGCAGGAAGUGAACCAUCGGGCAGCCAAUCACUACAGCUGUAACUGCAAGCAUAGCAUUCAGCAAAACUGUUACUACAAGCAAAGCUUUCAGCAGCCAAUCGCUACAGCUGUUACUACAAAUGGAAUAUUACAAACGGCUGUGAUGUAGCGCUAUUGUAACCAAGCAACCAGCAUCUCAACCAACUGGUCUGAUGUUGGACUACUUGAGGAUUGAGUGAGUCUGGGACAAAGACAGCACAAAGGGGUAGAAAGACAGACGGAUGGAUAUGGAUAAUAGACGGCUUGGGUGAGGAGAGGAGAAAGAGGAGACCAGUGUAGGAGUGUUCCUAGCCAGCUCAGCUAGGAGUGUGUGUGUAGACCUUCAGUUCAAACAGACAGUUAUCACUGGACACACACACACACACACACACACACACACACACAACCAUGAGGAAACAUGUCAACAAACAUGCUAUCGGCUACACACCAACGAACCAACUAUCGGACAGACCGCUUUCCAGAGAAGCCUUCAGAAUGUGUUAUAAUAGUCUAGACAACGUCUGUCCUGGUAGAAACAUUAAUUUACGCUGAGUAGAAAGUUGCUUUUUAUAAAACACCAACUAGGUGCAUCAAAGGGGUGUUUAUGACAUUUUUCUAAAUUAACAAUUAUUUAAAUGAUAAUUUCUUUACAUAAUCACUUGUUUGUUUUUCCUUUCUUAUUUAAUUUGAUUCAAAUGUUUUGUUUCGCUUCUUGUCAAGUGCAAACGUAAAUAAAACUGGUGAGUUGGUA
Molecule: messenger RNA, 2535 nt
Organism: Oncorhynchus keta (chum salmon)
Lineage: Eukaryota; Metazoa; Chordata; Actinopteri; Salmoniformes; Salmonidae
Product: ubiquitin carboxyl-terminal hydrolase 21-like
Biological process (GO): protein deubiquitination
Cellular component (GO): cytoplasm
Molecular function (GO): cysteine-type deubiquitinase activity
Source: RefSeq, a predicted model, not a curated record